UAGAGACACAGGUCAUGUAGGUGUUUGUACAUUAACAUCAGCCUGGAUACUGAAUCACUGCUGGACAUGGGGCACUUUAUCCACCACUGAAUCAUCACUAAAGCUAAAAUAUGGAGGAGAUCGUAGAUGUCAAGGCUCUGAGGGCCCGGUUCAACAAUAAGACCAGCACCUCGGACACCAGCAGCCGAGACAGCGGGUCCCCAAAAUCUCCACGACCUGGGUUUGGGAGAGCAAUCUUGCCAGUGACAGAUAACAAUCUGGCCCAUCACAGACUGUCUCCCUCUAUUCCUCCUCCUUUGACUGGCCCAGGGCUGGUGAGGUUCCCAAGGCCAGAGCCAACAGCCGCCUCCAGCCCCCUCAGACCUGCCUCUGUCCCGCGACCGCCUCUACAUUCUGGAGUCAGAGCACCCAUCCAGCCGGCAGACGCCAGCAAGGUCAAACAGACGGGGGAGAUGCUACAAAACAUGAUGCUGAGGCACCAGAUCCCUGCAGGUAUCAGACCAGCUCUGGCUCCAUCUCCAACUCCACCUCAGGCCCCUGCACCAGCUCCCACCUCCACCCCUCUCCGACAGCCGCCCAGACAGAGGAGCGCAGGGGAAGUGACCCCGCUGAGGAAGCCCCUGCCCCCUGAAGGACCCCUGCCCUUGAAGCCAAAACGGCCUCCGAGUGUCAACCUGGAGCCCUUUAUGAGGUUCACCCGAGGACCUGCCCUUCCUGCCCCGAGGAAAAGUGAUACAGGUUCCCCAUGUUCAGCUGGUAGAAAAAUGUCCCUGCCAGGAUUAGUCAGUCCUCCAAAACUGCCACAGCGAUCCAACAAACCAAGCAGACUGCCGCACCAGAUUGCCUCUAUAGACAUUGAUGAUAGCCAGGACACCUAUGACGACAUUGCAAGUUUUGAGAGGAAUGAGUCCUGGAGUGACAACAGUUCACAGUGUCUGGAUGGGGAUGAUGAUGAUGAUGAUGUAUAUGAGUUUAUUGAUGAGGACCAGGUGGGCGUGAAUCAAGUAAAUGCUGAGAAGAUAAGAAAGAAAGAAGCAAAGAAGCAUCGAGAACAGGAGAAGAAAGAACAGAUGGAGCGUCAGAAAAAAAAGAAUGAGCUGAGGAAGAACUUUCAGUUGCAAGGGGAGGUGGAGGUUCUUCAUACAGCCAAAGUCCGACACGAUUGGCACGGAGGAUCAAAACUGGACCUCAGUGUACGACAAGGCGAGAGUGUGGAGAUCCUUCGGGUGAAGAAUAACCCAGGAGGCAAAUGGUUGGCUCGGUCUCUGAAUGGAACCUACGGAUACAUCAGCAAUACAUGUGUGGACAUUGACUAUGAAGCAGUGAAGCGCAAAGUGCUCCAGUCCAAAAAAAUAGACACAUCACCAUUACCUCCACCACCUCCAGACCCCCCACAUAUGUUUGAUGUGGACUCCAAUAACAGAGACAGCAUGCUUCAGGAUGAUGAUGACUAUGAUGAUGUUCAACCAUUGACUGAGGAUUUCCCCCCACCACCAUUUGAAAUCAGCAUAGAUCCCAAAGUGGAGAAGGAGCUAAGAAAAAAAUUUAAGUUUGAAGGGCCACCCAGGGUCCUACACACCAUGAUGGUGGAUCCCAACUGCAUCUUAAAGAAGCCAGGAGGGAAGGAUCUGCAUGUGUCUCAGGGAGAUGUCCUGGAUAUUAUCCAGCUCACCAGCAGCAAGAAAGCUCUGUGUCGCAACAGGUUUGGAAAAUAUGGUUAUGUGUCCAGAUCACUUCUUCUUCCAAUGGAAGGAGACAUUUACGACGAUGUUGACUAUCCAAGUGACAUCUAUGACAACGACUCCACACACUGAUUUUUCAAACAUGUCAAACUUAACACACACACACUUUCACAGCAAGAAACACAAAUGUGGAAACAAACUAUAUGAAAGCUAAAAACGUGUGGGUACAAAUGCUUUAUUUGAAUCUAUAGCAGCUGUCCUGCUCUCAAACAAACAAACAAACAAACAAACUAGACUGUAACUCAAACUCAAACUCAAACUCAAUAAAACUAUAUAACUGUAUAAAGUCAUACCAAACUGAUCCAUGUGGAUAUACACAUACGUUCCCUGUGCUAAGACCUGUCAUCACUUGCAUUGUUUGUCAAACUGCUUGUAUAGCAAAUGAAUACACUAUUACUGUAGCUUUGUGUUUUGCUUGACCUCUGAGAUAACUUAAAAAUAAAUAAAAUAGCUUUUUUUC
Seriola dumerili (greater amberjack) is the source of this 2202-nucleotide messenger RNA. Its product is annotated as FYN-binding protein 1-like. Gene Ontology annotation, biological process: protein localization to plasma membrane; integrin-mediated signaling pathway; T cell receptor signaling pathway. Gene Ontology annotation, cellular component: plasma membrane. Gene Ontology annotation, molecular function: protein binding. Lineage: Eukaryota; Metazoa; Chordata; Actinopteri; Carangiformes; Carangidae. The coding region runs from base 111 to 1814 and encodes 567 amino acids. The record is from RefSeq and is a predicted model, not a curated record. The transcript is spliced from 16 exons.